Phoenix dactylifera (date palm) is the source of this 3808-nucleotide messenger RNA. RefSeq names its product F-box family protein (gene SLOMO). The record is from RefSeq and is a predicted model, not a curated record. Gene Ontology annotation, molecular function: protein binding. Lineage: Eukaryota; Viridiplantae; Streptophyta; Magnoliopsida; Arecales; Arecaceae.
UUCUAAAUCCCACAAAAAUCUCUCUCGUCCAAACUGGGGACGUUUCAAAGGGGUGGGGUGAGAGAAAGAGCGAGAAGCGAGGAAGGGAAGAAAAGGGCAAAGGAAAAAAAAAAAAGGGAAGAAAAAUCCGGGGCUAUAAAUUCGUCCGGGCGGUGCGACCCACACUGGCUCCACUCGCUGCGAUCUCAGGGCGAAGGGGGGAGAGCGAGAGGGAAGGAGAGGGGAAGGAGAUUUGGGGAAUCUCGGAAGAUCCAUUAAAUCUCUUCUUUUCUCGUUCCAGGUUUGCGAUCGGCAGGGCUCGGGUUUAGGGUUUGCUGGAAGCCGAUCUGAGGGAUCCGGGAUGGGCGGAGCCAUGGAAUUCGGGUCUUCGUCUUGUGUGAGCGUAGAACUCAAGGUAAUUAUCGGGUUGCUCUAGGGUUUUCACUAGGAUGGCUGACGGGCGCAUGAAGGCCGUGGUGGACGAUGACAGCAGCGUGGAUGGGGAUGAUGAGAUCGGAAGGGCGGAUGAAGAUGAGGAGGAGUACGAUGAACUAGAAUUAGAGCUUUCCAUCGGGAGGUGGGGAUGGAAGGGAGGGAUGCCGAUGGAUGGAGGAAGGAGGGAAUGGUUCCCUCAGUGGGACCAAAACGUCGGGAGCUCGCGGUUCUUUGAGAGGCAGGCUGCUGCGAGGCAAGCUUUUCCUCACAGGCAGCCCGUUGCUGAUCCUGCGCUGAGAUUUUGGGGAGAGGAUCUGGUGGCAACGCCAUUUGCGCGGGUGGGAUCUGCAGGUUUGAUCCGAUUGGAUGAUGAGACCAUCUCGGAGACGGAGAGGGCCAUGUCUGAUAGGGAAAGAGACAACCAGCACAAGCGGCCUAAAGUUCUUGCCUCACCAGAGGCUUGCGAUUAUGCUGCUGCAUCUUCCUCAGGGGCUGAAGCAUCUGCUCCACCGGCAACCAGGGAGUACACAAUUCAAAGCUCGCCAGUUCUAUCUGAUAUUGAGAUGGCUUACUACUUAAGCCUCUUUUCAAAUGAUGAUGGUAAUGGAAAACCCAGGGAGUCUAAUGAUGGAGGAAGUGCUGAUGGAGGUGGUACUAGAAAUAUUGAGGAUGUAGAGGUUAGAAUGGACCUUACAGAUGAUCUAUUGCACCUGAUUUUCUCCUUCUUGGGCCAAAAAGACUUAUGUAGAGCUGGCGCAACUUGCAAGCAGUGGCUAGCAGCUAGUACACAUGAGGAUUUCUGGAGGUGUUUAAAGUUUGAGAAUACAGGGAUCUCUCAGCAGAAUUUUGUUGCCAUUUGCCGGCGAUAUCCAAAUGCUACUGAAUUGAAUAUGUCUGGCAUUCCGAAUGCUGAUGCGCUUGUUGUGGAAGCAAUGACUUCUCUUAGGCGUCUUGAAACUUUAAUCUUGGAAAAAGGGCAGCUGGGCGAUGCUUUUUUCCAUGCUUUGACAGAUUGUCCUGCAUUGACCAAUCUGAAAAUUUCUGAUGCCUCUCUUGGAAAUGGCAUUCAGGAGAUAACUGUGUACCAUGAUAGGUUGCGCGACCUUCAGAUUUUAAAGUGUCGCGCUCUCCGUAUUUCUGUCAGAUGCCCUCAGCUUCAAACUUUAUCUCUGAGGCGCACCAGUAUGGGUCAUGCCUUGCUUAGUUGUCCUCAAUUACAUGAAUUGGAUUUAUCUUCCUGCCACAAGCUAUCUGAUGCUGUGAUUCGAUCAGCUGCUACAUCAUGCCCUUUAUUGGCAUCAUUAGAUAUGUCGUCUUGCUCAUGUGUUAGUGAUGAAACGUUGCGUGAAAUAGCUUUUGCAUGCCCUAAUCUCUGCGUUCUGGAUGCUUCAUACUGUCCAAACAUCUCAUUUGAGUCUGUGAGACUGCCAAUGUUGAUAGAUCUAAAACUUCAAAGCUGUGAAGGCAUAACUUCAGCUUCAAUGUCUGCAAUAUCUCAUAGUCAUAUGCUAGAGGCGUUACAACUCGAUAACUGUGGCCUACUAACGUCUAUCUCAUUGGAUCUGCCACACUUGCGGAAUAUAAGUCUUGUACACUUACGCAAAUUUGUGGAUUUAAAUCUGCGGAGUCCUGUUCUUUCGUACAUAAAGGUUUCUAGAUGUUCAGCCCUCCAUCGGAUCAGCAUAGCAUCAAAUUCUCUUCAGAAACUGGUAUUGCAAAAGCAAGAAAGUUUGGCUACAUUAUCAUUGCAGUGUCAGAACUUGCAAGAAGUGGACCUCAGUGAUUGCGAAUCUUUGACAAAUUCAAUUUGUGAAGUUUUUAGUGAUGGCGGUGGUUGCCCAAUGCUCAGAUCAUUGGUUCUUGACAACUGCGAGAGCUUAAGUAUGAUAGGACUGAACACUAGCUCUCUGGUCAGCCUGUCACUUGCUGGUUGCCGUGCUAUGACUUUUCUUGAACUCUCAUGUCCAAAUCUUCAAAAAAUAAAUCUUGAUGGAUGCGAUCAUCUUGAAAGAGCAUCAUUUUGUCCCGUUGGUCUUGAAUCACUCAAUCUGGGGAUAUGCCCAAAGCUAAGUAUUCUUCAGAUUGAAGCUCCAAAAAUGUCAACUUUGGAGCUGAAGGGCUGUGGUGUGCUGUCUCAAGCAUCCAUCGAUUGCCCUUUGUUGACAUCUUUGGAUGCUUCAUUUUGCAGGCAAUUAGUGGAUGACUCACUGUCUAUGACAGCUGCUUCAUGCCGUCGUAUCGAAACUCUAAUCCUGUCAUCCUGCUUAUCAAUAGGAUUUGGUGGGCUGUCAUCUUUGCAUUGGCUUCGACGUCUGACCCUAUUGGAUUUGUCAUACACUUUUUUGAUGAACUUACAGCCUGUUUUUGAUACUUGUUCGCAGUUAAUGACCCUAAAACUUUCAGCUUGCAAGUACCUUACUGACUCGUCUUUGGAUGCUCUCUAUAAAGAAUGUGCGCUUCCAGCCCUUUGUGAGUUAGACUUGUCAUACUCAUCCAUUGGGCAGUCUGCGAUAGCGGAGCUACUUUCUUGCUGUACGAAUUUAGUUCAUGUGAACUUGAAUGGUUGUGGGAAUAUGCAUGAACUUGUUUGGGGUUCAAAUGAUUUCCUUUCAUUGGAGAUGCCAGAUGAUGUUUGCCCAUCUAACCUGAUGUUCUUGAAGAAAGAAAACAAGGCUUUCAGAAAAUCUGAGCAUUUGCUCGAGACUCUUAACUGUACUGGAUGUCCAAACAUUAAGAAAGUUCUCAUUCCUUCUAUGGCUCAUUGUUUUCAUUUAUCUAAAAUAAACCUUAAUUUAUCCACAAAUCUGAAGGAAGUGGAUCUUGCAUGUUUCAAUCUCAGCACUCUAAAUUUGAGCAAUUGUAACUCCUUGGAGAUUUUGAAGCUCGACUGUCCAAGAUUGACCAACCUCCAACUUCUGGCUUGCAACAUGCUGGCUGUGGAAGAUGUAGAAGUUGCCGUAUCACACUGUACUAUGUUGGAAACCCUCAAUGUCCACUCCUGUCCAAAGAUAAAUGUUGAGGAUGUUGGGAGAUUACGUAUGGUGUGCCCUAGUCUGAAACGCAUCCAGAGCGGCCAACCAAUGUAGUGGCAUUAAUGCUUUUGUAAUAUUCAUUUCUCUUGCAGCUGGUAUUUAAAAAACUAGUCUUGUGGAGUUCUGAUAUCGUAAAAAUGACCCAUUGGUGCUUUUGUUGUACAUACACCAAGUGGCAUUGCUUCUUGUUUGUUCCUGGCAGCUUUUUUGCUAAUGUGAGCGCGUGGUAGCUUGUAGAAGAGCCAUACGCUCGUGUGCGAACCAAAUGCAGUGGCAUCGUUGUGUGUGGUUAAUAUAUUGAAAAUAAUUGUGUAGUUGGAUCUGAAUUGAUGGUCUGUGGCAUGUAAGAUUGUGCUCAUUCA